CUGUCAGUGUGAUGACAUUUGGUAGUAUAUUCAGAAAGAGGAUCUAUUUUUGCUUUUAAUUUAGAAUAAUAUGGUAAUGGUGCAAAUUUUAUCAGGGCACUCUAUACUACAGUAAAGUAUCAACUUGUACAACGUAAUUUACUUAGACUAUUUUUAUAACACUGACAAACACUGAUCUCUUCAGUUAUAAACAUAACCUAAAAUGGCUAACAAAAUCUUGGGUCAUUUUUUGAGAAGUAGACCGUCUAUGAUGAUGUUCAAGCGAUGGGAGAGCUCAGAGCCAGAGAAGCGCGUUACCAUCCACGAUCCUUUUUACUCACAGCCACAGAAAAACAAAGAAACUUACUUAGAGGUUGUAAAAAUGUUCGAAGGCCGGGAUAACAGAAGACGAGGUCAUGUCGAGUUUAUAUACGCUGCUUUAGCAAGAAUGAAGGAGUUUGGUGUCCAAAAAGAUCUCGAAGUAUAUAAAGCCUUAGUAGAGGUGUUACCUAAAGGAAAGUUUAUUCCGAAAAAUAUAUUCCAAGCAGAGUUUAUGCAUUAUCCGAAGCAGCAGCAGUGUGCCGUGGACCUGUUGGAACAAAUGGAAGACAAUAAAGUAAUGCCUGACACGGAGAUGGAGCAGAUGCUGCUAAACAUAUUUGGUGCCCGAGGUAUACCUCUCCGCAAGUUCUGGCGCAUGAUGUACUGGAUGCCAAAGUUCAGAAACCUUAGUCCUUGGUAUCUACCUGAACAACUGCCCAAUGAUACGACUGAACUAGCCAAACUUGCUAUACAGAGGAUAACUUCAGUAGAUCCGGAUACUAAAAUUGAGAUUUGGCAGACAGAAGAAAUAGAAGCCUCACUAGACAAGACAUGGGUGGUGAGUGCUCAAAGUGAAGCACAGAAGAUACUUCUGGCAGAACAGCCAACUGAUGACCCAUUGGUUGUGAAGGGCCCAUUCAACAUCUACUUGAGAGAACAAGUAGUCAACUAUUUCUUACUUAUUGGGAAAAUAAGGCCAGAAAUCAAAGAUAACACAGAUCCUGAUGAUGUUUCAAAUAUUGAGAAACCUCGUGGAAUUCCUGGGCUUAUUGGCACUACAACACUCCCUGCAGUGAGGCAAACAGUUCAUGAACAGGAUGAUGGUACUAUAGUAUCAGUGUGUGCUACAGGCACCUCAUCAAGAGAUUCCUUGCUAUCAUGGAUCAGAUUGCUAGAAAAAUAUGGAAACCCUCAACUUUCUAGUAUACCAGUUAUAUUCACACUCACAGCGCCUCCAAGUGAGAUGGCCAUACAAGAAACUCAACCAGCUAUAAAGGAUAGCCAAGAAAAAGAAGAAUCUAGAAUUUAAUAAGUGAAAUAUUAAUUAAAUAGGGAUGUAAUACUUAUGAAAUUGCCAUGUUGCAAUUGCAAUUUCAUAAAUAAUAAUUAUAUUUAUGUAGUUGUUACAUAGUAAAUUGUUUUUGUUUAUAAA
Spodoptera frugiperda (fall armyworm) is the source of this 1453-nucleotide messenger RNA. RefSeq names its product evolutionarily conserved signaling intermediate in Toll pathway, mitochondrial (gene ECSIT). The transcript is spliced from 5 exons. The record is from RefSeq and is a predicted model, not a curated record. Lineage: Eukaryota; Metazoa; Arthropoda; Insecta; Lepidoptera; Noctuidae. Bases 203 to 1330 code for a protein of 375 amino acids. Gene Ontology annotation, cellular component: mitochondrion.